AUGUCGUCCAGAAGUGGAAAAAAGAAAUUAGUUGCAGCAGCCGCAUUACCUCUGUCCGUCUCAAUUGCUGCUAAUUCUGCAACAUCACAGACACCUACCGCUGGUAUCAAGCUGGUGAUAGGUAAGAAUAGAAUUGUAAGCGUUCCUUCGACAAAAUCUCAACCGAUAGUGGUGCAAAGGCAGUCGCAAGUCGUUGAUGGUCGAAAUGCAGCAUCAUUAAGCCAACCGCAAACCAAUGCAGGCAGUUUAAGGUUUACAGGUUCUAAUAAUGCCGGCGACAAUGCUACACUUUCGUAUAAAACAGUAACCGGAACUCACAAGAUAUGUUUGAACAAAAAUAUUCCGGUAACCUCCAGCGCAGAUAGUCACGGCACAAGUGGCGAGAUGCGUGUAAAAGUUACGGGCGAAGAUGUGAACCGUAACGGUCAAUCUAUACUGGGCGGUGGUGGACAGUUGAAGCAAGUACAGCUGGUCAACAGUGUGCUGGGGAGACGAAUGUCAAUAAAUCGGCGGUUUUCACCUGCUCCUACAACACAGGAACCUGAUAGUAAUAAAGGACAGAAAACUGUUACAUUGUACAACACGACCGUCAGACCGGCAGACGGGCAUAGCUUGUUGAAACAUCAAAUAACAUCAAACGAUGCGAUCAAAUCACCACAACCUGCAUCGACGGUUUCAACGGCAGCAGCAACUUUAUCCACCGUGCCCGUAGUGGCUAGUGCUAGCAAUCUUGUGCCAGUCAGUAGUAGCAAUCCACAGUCUCGGCCAGCAAGUAUUGUUGUAGCUGUGUCUUCCACUUCUAAUGCACAGUUUAACCAAGGCCAAGGCACUGUGUCUUCUAGCGUUAAUCCGGUAAACGGAAAAGAUGAAAGUACAGCGACGUCUGCCCGAAAGUCAGCACCGAUCGAGUCAGUGAAAAAUGUGGCUGAAAAAGUAGCCGUUACAGUUACAGCUACACAAACGAAUCUAAUAAGCGGCGCUGGUAGAGUUGAAUCAGCUGCUACCAUGGCAACAGCCGAAGAAGGGAAUGAUGUACAACAGCAGCCCACGACAGCACCAGUCACGACCAUUGCUAAAGUGUUUGUUGAUGAGCCAACAACCCUCGACGCAGUAGUGUUGGGUGACGAAAUCGCUUCGAAACCAUCGCGCGAGAUGAAAUCGCUGCAAGUAAUGCAGGCAAAGUCGAAAGUUCUGUCCGAGUACAUUACGGAUACCAGCAGCAAAGGUAAAUUGCGCAAACGUUGUUCAGAUAGCAUUGUGGAUGCAGCAGUCGUGGGGACCGUACGUGCGGGCGUAACACCACCACGAGCAAAGUUGUUGACGCCACCACGGAAACGGAAACGAAGGGGAUCAGCGGAUGAUACUCCCGAUAACAGCAAAGAAUUGGCAACCGACGAUAGUCACAAGUUGGAAGAUGUAGUAAACAAACAGCCGGCAACAAGAGUCCGUAAAAUACGCUCCACAAAAUCAGAAUAUAAGCUGCUAAAGCGGGAUCGAAAUGUGGACAGCUUCAGAGGCGGAGCAAAAUUUUUCUUAAGCAGCUUGAAUCUGCAACACGAAACCAAUGAUCAAUCGUUUCCUGGAGAACCACCUAAGCCUGGAUGGGACCGUUUUUGUUGGCGUUGUAAAAUGUGUGAUCCGGACUUGGGAUGUAGUAGUUGUAUACGAAGUUAUCACAAAUAUUGCGUUCGUUACAUAACGGAAGAUCCGAAUUGGAGCUGCACGGAAUGUAAAAUGAUAACCAAUAGAACUAUCGACAUCGAAUCGUUUGUCGAAUGUCUUGGAUAUUCAGUAAAGAUACUAUCAUCGCAUGCUGAUUGGAGACAUUUUUUUCAUCCUAUCAACAAAUCGCUUAUGCCACAUUACGACAAGUACAUAACCCGACAUAUGGAUCUAGUUGUACUGAAUGAAAAAUACGAGCAGAACGCAUACAAGUCUCCGGAAGCGUUUAUGGACGACGUAGGUUGGAUAGUACACAAUAUGUCUAUCUAUCCUGAUAACUUGAACAUACUGAAAAAGGCACGGCUUUUGCAUAAGCGAGCUAAACAAGAAAUGGAUGAAAUGGAUCCAUGUUACGAAUGCUACAAGAAUGACAACACACUAGCAGAAGAUAGGUUCCGGGAGCCGUGUUCGAAGCCGCAUCUAUUAGUGUGGGCUAAGAUGAAGGGGUAUCCCUACUGGCCCGGCAAACUUAUGGCGAUUAAUGCCAACAAUCAGGCAUUUGUACGAUAUUUCGGUACACACGACCGUUCCUGGAUAUCGGUUAAAGAAUGCUACCUGUUUUCCCAGCGCGAUCUUAACCCUCACAAACAAAACCUGAAGAUCAGGUUGGCAUUGUAUGCCAUUAGCGUGGAAGAAGUUACACAUCAUAUUGCCCAGUUGCGCGAACAAUUCACCACGUUCAACUAUGGUUCGUUCAAGGAGGCUGUAGAUCCAUCACGGUUUGAAGAGCACCAACGUACUAUGUUUCCGGGCGCGUUUCUCAAGAAUGUGAAAGUUACGAUAAAAAGAAGUGAAGGGGAAAUGGUUGCCGUUGCUUCUGCUGUCAGUGAUGAAACUGAAUCACAAAUAGCACUGGCUAAAACUAAAACCAGUGAAGAAGAAAUGGAAACAACUCAGGGUCAGACUCCCGUCACUGUAGCACCUGCAACUAAGGCACUAACUGCAAGUCCUCCAAAGCGCAUGACACGUCGUAUGUCACGUUUUAUGAAAGCGACAGAAGAACUAACCAGUUCGCAGACGAAUGCGGAAAGCACGCAGGACUUGGUGGCACCGUCCAAUGCAUCUCUUCGGACAAAGUCGAAUAACGAUAAAUCGGCUGAAAAUAAGCAAACGUCUGAUGUGACGGCUGAAAGUGACAAGGAGGCCACACAUGCUGUUGAUACGGACUGUAAUCCUAAAAAUUUAUCCCUAUUACUUCGACGCGGUUCACAGUCAUGGGAAACAGAGCCUCUUUCCAAGCGUGGAAAGCAUUUAGCCGUGAAAAGCACAGUAGUGAGCGCAGUUCCAAAAGCAAUAACAAUGACAUUAAAAGCAGUUUCAAAGGCAAAAGAGACGCAAGAGACUUUAGUCGAUCCUGAUGCUGAGAAAGUAAAUGUGUCACCAAAUGUGCAGACCGAAAAAUCUGUUUCACUGAUCGUAGAUCCUACUGGAGCGAAAUCAUCAACAACGGAUUCGGAAGUAGAGGAUACGCAAAAAAAGAAGGUUGUAGAGACAAUCGCAGAAAAUUUUAUUCUAGCGCCAAAUGCUCUGAUGGAAAACCCUGUUUUAGCGAGCGUAGCUCUUACAAAAACGAAAGUGACGGUUUCAACGGCUAAUGAGACGGUACAAACAGUAGUCACGGGUGCAAUCGAGCCGGUUGCUGGAAAGAUCACAUGUGUUUCAUCAAACUCUAUGCUUGAAAACAAUCCACCUUCCGUAACGGUAAAUAAAAUGGCAGUUGCAGAUGCUGGGACCCAUAAUGUCCCACUGCAUUCGCCAAAACAUGCUUCAAACGAGGAACAAAUUUCGCAUACUCAUGCUCAUACGACCGUGGUCAAUAGUUCGGUCGUUACGGUUAUGGCAACAAAACUAUCGGUCAAUCCGCUGUUGUCAAAGACUGUUGUUAAUACGUCAUCCUUCUGUACAACAACAGCAACUUCCUUUUCGGAAACCGCUUCGAAAGCAGCCAAUACGACGAGCACAAUUAAUACAACACCUACAUCAUCUAAUGGGAUCUCCAUCAAACAAGAAAUAGUUCCUGACGAUGAAGUAAAUGUUGUAGAAUGUCCAAAAGAUGUACCAGCUGUACAAAGAGGGGAACCAGUCCGUAACGGUAAUUCCACGUCAUCGGUAUCAUCGGAUGUGACCAAGAGACAAGAUAUAGUUCCACCAGUUAGUACGGUUAAUGUGUUAAAGCCUGUGCAGCAAACACCACCGGCAGUGUUGCCUAUUAGUAGCACUACCAUCGCCAUGGUUACAAGUAAUCAGCGGGCUAGAAAGUCGUUUCCGGGUGGUGCAUCCAACGCCACCAAGCAUGCAUCAGCAAAACAAGCUACAUCGUUGGUACACAAUGUUACGCUUCCGGCAUCAAUAGCUGUACCGUUGGCAUCACCAUUGCUACAACAAACAGCUACCGUGUCGAUCCCGAAGGAACUCGUUACUACUUCUCCUGAGGUUUCCUUAAUUCCUUGUACAGAUAAUCGCAAAAGUGUUAGCAAUGAGAUUUCGAACGAUACUGAUGAUGUACUGAUUAUCGAGGAAGAAAUCAGCCCAGUCUCCGUACCAUCCAAAGCUAAGAAAAUCGGUGGGCUGCCUCCGCCACUGUUACCAAGACCACCAGAAACAUCACUGUCCCUACCUUCCGACGAUGACAGUAUGAUGGAAUUAAAUCGCACGAUGCAAUUAUUUGAUGACAGUUCGAACAGGGUCCUCGAUCAUAUCCGCACAGUAAUGGAAGACUUAUUGAAAGAUAUGUCCGGAAACGGAUCAUCGUUGGCGGAGUUGGCUGCACUCAAAUUAAAUCACGAACGGCAACAAGAACUUUGGCUUCGUGAGAAGGAAAAGCAACAGAACGCGUUCGACAGUCGACUGGCAGAGUUGCGCAAUUCGCUCGAGCAAGAAAAACUCCGAGCUCUGAAUGAGCAGCGACAACAGUUACUGCGCGACAAGCAGCGCGCAGUGCAAAGCGCAAAAAUGAAGCAAUGGUGCAAGAAAUGUCUCAGCGAAGCGCACUACUAUUGCUGUUGGAACACUUCGUACUGCAGUAUCGAAUGCCAGAAGAAACAUUGGACGGAGCAUCACAAUGAUUGUACGCAGGAUCAUGCAAAAAGUUCUCGCUCCGUUCACUGUAGUUCACCGGAUACAAAUUCGGUGGUUUCUUCUGAUGGCAAUAGUAGCAGUAACGCCACCAAAGCCCCUAUACGUAAUCGUUCUUGUUUGCAGGUCUCGACUGUUCCCUCAGUUGGUGGUGGUGAUACGAACAAUCUGCUUAGUAAGAGAUCUCCGAGCAAUAGAGUGUUCCCUAGUGAUAUAACUUCCACAAGCACUCCGCUACCAAAUCCUUCGGUACGCUUUAUUCCCGGCACGUUGGCUGGCAGUGUAAGCUACAAAACGCCGGUAAUACAGUCGGUGCACGGACGGGACGGAAUGAUUAUAAAUAUACCGUCACAUUCGCCACAGAAUGGUAGCAAUGUCACCUUAGGUGUAACUACGAACGUGACUACAAGUACACCGCAACAACUGAUGCAGAAAAGAGCGGCUGCACGCGACAAAUCGAACCAACUUACUCAGCAAAAAGCGGACAGUCGCAAGAAGGGAUAUUCACCGCGUAACACGUAUGACAUUACGUCGACACCUUACCAGAGCACAAACAACCUGCUAACAUCGUCUCCCUCAACAAGCAUACCAUCGGCAGCGUCCACCUAUGCCACAGUGAUGCACGCAGAUGCUGUUACUGUUAGCGGUGUGUCACCUAGCGUUUGGAAUCAGAUGGCAAUACUACAAUCGUCCGGUAGUCGUCAGUUGCAUUCUGGCAGUUCAUUCGUAACAGCAGGUGGUGCCUCUGUAGCUGUUGCUUUAGAUGGGACCGAGAAAGGAUAUUUGCCGGUUGAAUUGGGAUUCAGACAAACCCAUCCAACCGUUACUUCGCUUGCGCAGCAUAAAAAAAUGGUACAACAGCAACCGUCAUCACCAUACAUGCGACAUCAACAAUGA
Molecule: messenger RNA, 5694 nt
Organism: Anopheles maculipalpis
Lineage: Eukaryota; Metazoa; Arthropoda; Insecta; Diptera; Culicidae
Gene: Zmynd8
Product: protein kinase C-binding protein 1
Exons: 6
Coding region: 1-5694 (1897 amino acids)
Molecular function (GO): protein binding
Source: RefSeq, a predicted model, not a curated record